This is a messenger RNA of Eutrema salsugineum, 630 nucleotides long. RefSeq names its product zinc finger CCCH domain-containing protein 4. The record is from RefSeq and is a predicted model, not a curated record. NCBI's taxonomy places the organism in Eukaryota, Viridiplantae, Streptophyta, Magnoliopsida, Brassicales, Brassicaceae. The transcript has 3 exons. Bases 1 to 630 code for a protein of 209 amino acids. Gene Ontology annotation, molecular function: U6 snRNA binding; metal ion binding; pre-mRNA binding. Gene Ontology annotation, cellular component: U2-type catalytic step 2 spliceosome; Prp19 complex; U2-type catalytic step 1 spliceosome.
AUGGCUCAGAGAGAUGGAUCCGCUUUAAUCCCAAUCGCAUGCGAGUCUUGCCUCGGUGACAAUCCGUACUUGAAAAUGAGCUGGACUGGAUUAUAUGAAUCUUCAUAUGGGAAGAUGCGACCUAAUGAUACUAUUCUAAAGCUUCAAAGAAGAAGACCAAACUAUGAAAGGAACCGACCACAUGUUUGUAGUCACUACACCAUUGGUCGGUGUACAAGAGGUGCCGAGUGUCCAUACCGGCAUGAGAUGCCCAAAACAGGAGAGCUAUCCCACCAUAACAUAAAAGAUCGUUAUUAUGGUGAGAAUGAUCCAGUUGCGAUGAAGUUACUUGGAAAAGCUGGUGAGAUGGGCACAUUGGAACCACCAGAGGAUGAAAGCAUCAAAACGCUUUACCUCGGAGGGCUUAACUCGAGUAUACUCGAGCAGGACAUACGAGACCAGUUCUACGCUUAUGGAGAAAUCGAGUCUAUCAGAAUCUUCGACGAGAGAGCCUAUGCGUUUGUCACAUACACAACCCGAAAAGGAGCAGAGAAGGCCACUCAAGCGCUCUACAACAGGCUAGUCAUCAACGGUAAGAGGCUCAAACUCUCAUGGAGAAGAACGCAGGUCCCCAAAACCGUAUCAAGAUAG